This is a messenger RNA of Fraxinus pennsylvanica, 456 nucleotides long. Lineage: Eukaryota; Viridiplantae; Streptophyta; Magnoliopsida; Lamiales; Oleaceae. The record is from the annotation of a GenBank genome assembly.
AUGGUGAGUCAGAGGGAUCAUAAAGGUUUCGCCUUUGAAUCCUUUGUUUGCAGAGAAAUUUUCAGUGGCUUCAAUGAACCAUAUUUUUCCAUACAAAAUGAUCAUCAGUCGUUGCCUAAUGACACAGAUCAACGUCAAAUUUCCUUCUUUGAACAGUUCAAGAAAUUGAGGUCAGUGAGUGUAAUUCAGUUUCUUGGGCAGAAUCCAAAUUCUUUAUUUGGGAAUUUCUUGAAAGCAAAGUACCUUCAUUUAAUACAUCCCAAAAUUGAAGUUUCAUUUGCUCGGAAUUCGAAUAAAAGGAAAAUGGUUAAUUCCGGUGAGUUCCCAGAAACUAAAUUCUUCAAGGCCUUUGCAAAUAUGGGAAGGAGAGUUUGGCUUUUACAUUGUUUGGCAUUCUCACUUGAUCAAGAAGUGAGCAUAUUUCAGUUCAGAAAACCCACCUGCAAAUACAUAUGA